Messenger RNA from Periophthalmus magnuspinnatus, 1128 nucleotides. RefSeq lists its product as uncharacterized. The record is from RefSeq and is a predicted model, not a curated record. The coding region runs from base 334 to 1113 and encodes 259 amino acids. NCBI's taxonomy places the organism in Eukaryota, Metazoa, Chordata, Actinopteri, Gobiiformes, Gobiidae. The transcript has 4 exons.
AAAGUGGCAGUGCAAAAGUGUGUCCACGCGGGAUAUUCCAACAAAUAACUGAUGCAAACUAUACGUGGGCUUGAAUUGGUUUAUCUACGUCUUGGAGUAAAUAUCUCUGUUCUCUGGAGAAAAGUUUCUGAAUGCUGAGACCUCCACGGAGCCCUUUUAUCUAUUAGACUUUGUUGCUCUGAGGCAUAUUUGGGGGCAACAGAUUAUAACUAAAUGAAACUGAAAGUGUAAACCCCAUCUUCCUCUGGGGCAGGGCGUCACCCAGCGCUUUGUGAACUACAGUCUGUAAUGACAAGCCUAUGGAGGAGAGAGCAUGUCUUCCUUUGACCUAAAAUGGAUUUAUAUUUGAGGACAUCAGGCCUGUUAGUUUUUGUGUUGGUCCAAUGUGAUGCAGAAGUGAGGGUGAACCUCACAUCUGCUGUGGGAUCAUCUAUAACAUUCCCAGACCCAGUGAAGGAGAGAGGAUAUAUAUCUUUUAGAACAAAGACCAUUGCUCUCAUUUACAAUGGAGUUUUUGAGAUUGAAGAAGACAUUUACACAAACAGACUUCACUGGAGCAGCACUGGACACUUCACUCUCUCAGAUCUACAGAAAAAUGACUCUGGAGUUUAUGCCAUAGACUCUAAAAAAGGAAAUGUGUUUUCUAAAUUAUAUAAACUAAAAGUGUAUGAUCCAGUGUCACGUCCAGUAGUGUCCUGUGUGAACGUGAGCGCUGAUAUCUGCACUCUUCAGUGUUCAGUGACUCUCACGGAGCAGACCACACUGAGCUGGUUCAGAGGAGAGCAGCCUGUGGACAGCAGCAGCUCUGCAGUGCAGCUCCUCACUGUCCAACUGAGGAAAAACACCCCAGAGUACAAAUGUGUGGCUCAAAACCCCGCUGAUAAGAAGAUUGUUAUAGUUGAUAUUACUACUCUCUGCACAAAUUUGACGAGUGAUGCGAACACAAAAAACUCACAGCCUGUUGCCAUCAUCAUUCCCAUUGUCUUCGCUGCACUCAUCAUCCUGUGUGUUGUGAUUUUUGUGAUCAAGAAGAAGAAGUGUUUUAAAAAGGAAUCAGCAUCACGUCAAACACAAGGCAAGUAUUUAUUUCAUACGUUUACAUGUGACAACUAAAGUGAAGAGACUGUG